Messenger RNA from Ixodes scapularis (black-legged tick), 582 nucleotides. RefSeq names its product gamma-interferon-inducible lysosomal thiol reductase-like. The transcript has 2 exons. The coding region runs from base 1 to 582 and encodes 193 amino acids. The record is from RefSeq and is a predicted model, not a curated record. NCBI's taxonomy places the organism in Eukaryota, Metazoa, Arthropoda, Arachnida, Ixodida, Ixodidae. Gene Ontology annotation, molecular function: oxidoreductase activity, acting on a sulfur group of donors, disulfide as acceptor.
AUGUUACCCCCUGCCAGCGGGGCGGCAGUCCCAUGGUUAACGCUGUUUUUCCUCAGCCAAGGUCACGCCAUACCUGAAGCAUCCAAGGUUGUGUCCACUUCAACCGUCGUCAAGGUCCGACUCUUCUAUGAAUCGUACUGCCCCUUCAGUCAGCGCUUUAUCACUGACCAGCUGUGGCCUACGUACGAAAAGCUUGGGGAGCUCGUGGAAAUCCGCCUGAUACCGUUCGGGCUCGCCACCAUAAAAAAAUUCACCAGAAAGGACGCCAAAAAGCCUCGAGUACGUCAACUGCAUGUCCGCGUUUCAAAAUCGCCACUGGACGUGGCACAAGCGUGCGCCGGAGCCAUUGGUCUCAAUUGGAAAAUCAUCGAUCGCUGCGUCAAGUCAAAGCUGGGUUCGCUGCUUUUCUACAAGAUGGGACAGAAGACGUGGGCUUUAGUCCCCCAUAUAACCUACGUUCCUUACAUAGAGGUCGACGGUUGGCACAGCAAACUGUUUCAGGAAGAAGCCAUGUCAAAUCUCUUCGGAUUGGUCUGCUCUAGGCUGGGUUCUGCAAAACCCGACAUUUGCAACGUCUCCUAA